Helianthus annuus (common sunflower) is the source of this 687-nucleotide messenger RNA. RefSeq names its product 60S ribosomal protein L14-2. Gene Ontology annotation, cellular component: ribosome; cytosolic large ribosomal subunit. NCBI's taxonomy places the organism in Eukaryota, Viridiplantae, Streptophyta, Magnoliopsida, Asterales, Asteraceae. The coding region runs from base 96 to 500 and encodes 134 amino acids. Gene Ontology annotation, molecular function: structural constituent of ribosome; RNA binding. Gene Ontology annotation, biological process: translation; ribosomal large subunit biogenesis. The transcript has 5 exons. The record is from RefSeq and is a predicted model, not a curated record.
CGCAAUUUACUCUGUAUAUAAUUCCUAAUAAUCGUAAACCCUAACUUCCAUCAUCUUCAUCGUUACCGCCACAUUCUUCAUCGGCGAUCUCCAAAAUGCCGUUCAAGAGGUACGUUGAGAUCGGAAGAAUCGCACUGGUCAACUACGGCAAGGAUUAUGGAAAACUUGUGGUCAUUGUCGAUGUUAUUGAUCAAAAUAGGGCACUUGUUGAUGCUCCUGACAUGGUAAGAGGCCAAAUAAACUUCAAAAGACUGACACUCACGGACAUCAAGAUCGACAUUAAAAGAGUUCCAAAUAAGAAAACCCUUGUUGCUGCAUUGGAAGCCGCUGAUGUUAAGAACAAGUGGGAAAGCAGUUCCUGGGGAAGGAAGCUUAUCGUUCAAAAGAAGAGGGCUUCGCUAAAUGAUUUUGAUAGGUUCAAGAUUAUGUUGGCCAAGAUAAAGAAGGCUGGAGUUGUAAGGCAAGAACUAGCAAAGCUUAAGAAGGAGACCACAGCAUGAUAUGGUCUAAAUAUCAAGAUUUUGUUGUAGCUUAUUUGAAUUUGAUGAGUUAUUAUGAUUUUGUGUCGGGACUGAAUGAAAUAUAUGUUUCACUUUUGGAUUUCUAUUUUUGUUGCUUUAAUGUUUGUAUAUUAUAGAUUGAUUAUUGAUACUUUUUCUAUGCAUCAGGGCUAUAAUUCUAAGAUUA